UACUAUCAAAGCUUUCCUACAAUUUAAUUAAAUCAAAAUAUCUCAAGGUUAUUUUAAAAUAUAAUCAAAUCCAAAAAAAGUAAAAGAAAAUUCCAGGAUGGAUAACUAAAUGUUUCAUAUUAUUUGAUAAAGAAUUCAGAAAAACUACAUUAUAUAAAAGAAUUACCAAAUCGAGGAAAGUACUUAGUUGAUAGAACAACUUCACACUGGAAAGAAAUUAAAAUGAAACUUUCAAUAAUCAUUUUGGCCUGCUUAGCCCUUGUGGCUGCGGAACCUCUUUUGAAGCGUGAUGGAAUUAAGGCAGACAAGGAUUUUUUGCUCAAACAAAAAUUCUUUUUGGAAAUUUUGCAUGACAUCCAUGAACCACUCCAAUUUCCAGAGUACUUGAAAGCGUCAGAAACAUUUGUUGAAGAUAAAACAUUUUACUUGAACUGGGAAUAUGUUAAGGACUUCUUUAUUUAUUGGGAUCAUCAAAACUUCUUACCAAGAGGUCAUGUGUUCUCAAUUUACAAUGAAGAACAUCUUGAACAAGUUAUGUAUCUAUUCAACUUCUUCUACUAUGCUAAAGAUUGGACCACUUUCUACAAAAAUGUCUGUUGGGCUCGUGUACAUAUGAAUGAAGGAAUGUUCAUUUAUGCCUUAACAAUGACUGUUUUACAUCAUAAAGACUAUACUGGAAUUGUUCUUCCAGCCCCAUAUGAAAUUUGCCCAUAUAUGUUCUUUGACUCAAGGGUUAUCAAUGACGCAUAUGAGUUCAAGAUGAAUUAUCUUCAAGAUAAAACUGUACUGAAAAAAGAAUAUCCAAUUAAAUGGUGGGAAGAUAAAUAUUACUACAAUCACGAUAUUGAAAAAGACAAUGAAUUUUUCAAAGGAUAUGAUAUGUGGUACGUUUGGGCCAACUAUACUCAAGACUAUUAUUAUUCACAUGAAGAGUCAUCUUUGUCCUACUUCAGAGAAGAUCUUGGAUGGAACUCGUACUAUUAUUAUUAUCAUAUGGAUUAUCCAUUCUGGAUGGACGGUGAAGAGUUUGGUUUGUCAAAGGACCAUCGAGGUGAACUUUUCUUACAUAUGCAUCAACAAAUCUUAGCUCGUUACUAUAUGGAACGUUUAUCACAAAGAUUAGAUGAAAUCCCAGAAUUUUCAUAUGUUAAACCAAUAGAAUAUGGCUACAACCCACAUAUGAUGUACUACAAUGGUCAAGGAUUUACAGUACGUAAGAAUUAUUAUGAGGUAUACAACACUGAGGAAUUCCAUGAUAUUCAAUUAGUUUUGGAUUAUGAGCGUCGUUUCCGUGAUAUUGUUGAUCGCGGUUUCUAUGUAACAUUUGAAGGCAAGAAAAUUGAUUUAAGAACUCCAGAAGGUGUAGAAUAUCUUGGUAGUUUGAUGGAGCAUAACGAAGACAGUGUUGAUAAACGUUUCUUUGGAUACUGGAGAUUGUUAUCUCACUCACUUUUAGGAGGUUCUUAUGGAAUUUAUUUCAACAACGACAAAUGGGUUAUCCCAAGUGUUAUGGAACAUUUUGAAACUGCAAUGCGUGAUCCCGUUUUCUACAUGCUUUACAAACGUUUAAUCAACAUUUACAUCAAGUAUCAACAUUUCUUACCACAUUACCAAUACAACGAACUCUUGUUUAAUGGAGUUGAAAUCACAGAUGUUCAAGUUGACAAAAUUGAAACUUUCUUCGACUAUUUUGAUGCUGAUUUAACAACUUUAAUGGGAUACAAUUGGAUGUUUAAUGAACCUAAUGUUUUAUUCAAAGCUCGUCAGUGGCGUCUUAAUUAUAAACCAUUCAAUAUGAACAUUGAAAUCAAAUCAGAUAAAGCACAAAAAGUAAUUAUGAAAGUUUUCUUAGGACCAAAAUAUGACCAAUAUGGAAAACUUUAUACUCUUGAAGAAAACCGUGAAAACUUCUACCAAAUUGAUCAAUUUGUAUAUGAUCUCCCAGCUGGAAAAUCAGUUAUUAAACAUUCAUCAGAAGAUUUUUACUGGAACGUAAAAGAUCGCACAACUUGGACUGAAUUAUAUAAACGUGUUAUGUUAGCUAUUGACGGUAAAAUGGACUUUACUUUAGAUAUGACUGAAGCUCACUGUGGAUUCCCAGAACGCUUAUUAAUUCCAAGAGGUUGGGUUAAGGGUAUGCCAGUUCAAAUGUUCUUCAUGGUUCUUCCAUACCAAGAUGUCAAACAUUAUGAAGGUUACAAUGAAAAGAUCUCAUGUGGAGUUGGAUCAGGCUAUAGAUAUAUGGACAAUUAUCCAUUUGCUUAUCCAUUUGACCGUGAAAUCGUUGAUUUUGAAACUUUCUAUGUGCCAAAUAUGCAUUUCGAAGAUGUGAAAGUUUAUCAUUUAGAUAAUUACCAUAAUUUCUUUGUUAAUUAUUAA
This is a messenger RNA of Condylostylus longicornis, 2379 nucleotides long. RefSeq names its product larval serum protein 1 beta chain-like. The record is from RefSeq and is a predicted model, not a curated record. NCBI's taxonomy places the organism in Eukaryota, Metazoa, Arthropoda, Insecta, Diptera, Dolichopodidae. Bases 223 to 2379 code for a protein of 718 amino acids. The transcript is spliced from 2 exons.